GGAUUUAACUACUUGAGGGAAAGGCUGUUGCUGCAGGAGCCACAGAGGCAUUGGUUAUAAGGGCCCUUUCAAACUCAUGCCCUGAGCUUGUCAACAGGUGUCAGAGAGAGAGAAGAAAUAGAGUGACAGAUUCUCAGGCUUUCAGAGGAGGGAGUCACAGGGAACUGCAACGCCAUGACCACUAGACUUCACUGGCUCACAAGAGCCCUAUGCCUGGUAAGCAUACUGUGCACUGUCACUUCCAAGUAUGUGACAGAAGAUUAUUCAUCCCCCGCUGAGAAAGAAGUCACCUUCAGCCACGUCUAUAAGAUUGACCUGGCCAAGAGCCCUGAGUGUAAACUCGCCUUGCAGACCCUCCCUUCUCAACAGGACCAGUUUUCAGGCCUGCAAGAGCUGGAAGGGGGCGCUACUCUGGAGGGGGAAAACAACAUCGUUUUCAGGCACCAAAUCAACCUCAAGACCCCAAAGUGUGACUGUGAUGAGUCGGAGAGCUUUACGUCUCUGCUGUACAGAGUCAACGGGCUGGAGGAGGAGGUGGAACAUCUGAAGAGUCAGUGCUCCCAGGGCUGCUGUGGUGGAAAAGGAGGUGUGGACACUAGCUGUAGUGGCCAUGGGACCUACCAGCACAACACCUGCAGUUGUCAAUGCAACCCUAGCUGGGAGGGUCCUGACUGCUCCAUUUCCACCUGUCCUGAUGAGUGCAACGACAACGGCCGCUGUGUGGAUGGCAAGUGUGUCUGCCACACUGGCUAUACGGGGAGUGACUGCAGCCAGCUGAUGUGCCCAGGCGACUGCAACGAUAAGGGACACUGCGUGGACGGCAAGUGUGUUUGCUUCAGCCACUUCACUGGCGAGGAUUGCAGCGAACAGAAAUGCGAUCCUGACUGCAUCCACGGCACCUGUGUGAACGGAAUGUGUAUCUGUGACGAAGGCUUCUUUGGGGAAGACUGCUCUACAGUGUCGGGCCCUAACGGCCUGCGUCUGGUAAGGGUGACUGAUAAUUCUCUGCUGGUGGAAUGGGAGGCUGUGAAAGCAGCAGAGUACUACAUCCUGACCUGGCACCCUGAGGGCAAUGAGGCAGAGCUGGAGCGGUUCACCGUGCCCAACACAGAGACCUCCUACCUGAUCACAGGACUCAGCCCAGGUGUCACCUACAUAGUGCAGGUGUACGCUGUCAUCAAGGAGAUCCAGAGCGAGGGGGACAGGAUCGAGGCGACCACAGAGGUGUCUGGUAUUGAUGGUAUCCGGGUAUUGGGCCAGACUGAGGACUCUAUCCAGGUGGACUGGCAGAACCCUGCAGCACCUCUGGACCACUUCAGACUGACCUAUGCUAACCCUGACGGGCAGGAGGAGGAGCAGAACGUACCAAUGAGUGCAGAGGCCAGGACCACCCACACCAUCGUAGGACUGCAACCUGGCACUGAGUAUCUCAUCACAGUACAAGGCAUCAAAGGGACCAUCGAAGGGAAAGCCUCCUUCGCCACCGGGGUCACAGAUCUUGACGAUCCUACUAACCUCUUGACCAAAGAAGUGACAGAGGAUACCGCUACCGUGGAAUGGCAGAAGGUACAAGCAGAGAUCGACGGCUAUGUGAUCAGCUACAGCUCUGCUGAGGGCUCCAGUGGGGAGAUCCCUGUUGGGGCAGACAGCACCUCCUACAGGCUGACUGGUCUGAGGCCUGGAGUCAUCUACACAGUCUACAUCUGGGCUGUCAAGGGCUCCCGGGUCAGCAGGAAAAGCUCCACAGAAGCUGAGACAGAACUAGAUGUUCCUACUAACCUGUUGACCAGAGAAGUGACAGAAGACACAGCGACAGUAACAUGGGAUAAAGUCCAGGCUGAAAUCGACGGCUACCUGAUCAGCUACAGCUCUGCUGAGGGCUCCAGUGGGGAAAUCCCUGUUGGGGCAGACAGCACCUCCUACAGGCUGACUGGGCUGAGGCCUGGAGUUAUCUACACAGUCUACAUCUGGGCUGUCAAGGGCUCCCGGGUCAGCAGGAAAAGCUCCACAGAAGCUGAGACAGAACUAGAUGUUCCUACUAACCUGUUGACCAGAGAAGUGACAGAAGACACAGCGACAGUAACAUGGGAUAAAGUCCAGGCUGAAAUCGACGGCUACCUGAUCAGCUACAGCUCUGCUGAGGGCUCCAGUGGGGAAAUCCCUGUUGGGGCAGACAGCACCUCCUACAGGCUGACUGGGCUGAGGCCUGGAGUCAUCUACACAGUCUACAUCUGGGCUGUCAAGGGCUCCCGGGUCAGCAGGAAGAGCUUCGUUGACGCUGAGACAGAUCUGGAUGCUCCUACUAACCUCUUUACCAGAGAAGUGACAGAGGACACAGCUGAUGUGUCGUGGGACAGACCUUUAGCGGACAUUGAUGGCUACCUGAUCAGCUACAGCUCUGCUGAGGGCUCCAGUGGGGAGAUCCCUGUUGGGGCAGACAGCACCUCCUACAGGCUGACUGGGCUGAGGCCUGGAGUCAUCUACACAGUCUACAUCUGGGCUGUCAAGGGCUCCCGGGUCAGCAGGAAGAGCUCCACAGAAGCAGAGACAGAAAUUGACGCACCAAAAAAACUGAAAGCAUCGGAUGUUAAACUGAAUGAAGCUACCCUGACCUGGACUGCUCCCUUAGCCAGAAUCGAUGGCUACAUCCUCACAUUGAGAGCUGAGGAUGGCAGUUUGAAGGCUGUGGAGAAGAAGCUGAGGGCAGGAGAGAGCAGCUUUGCCAUGUCGGACCUGGAGAAAGGAAAGAACUACAUUGUUACCCUCCUUGCUUACAGAGGACCAAAGAGGAGCAGGGUGAUAGAGAUCACAUUUAAAACAGUGGGUUUGUUGUACCCAUUCCCCAUGGACUGUACUCAGAUUAAGAAGAAUGGUAACGUGGCAAGUGGAAUCUACACCAUUUACGUCAACAGUGAUCGCACCAAGGCCAUGGAGGUGUACUGUGACAUGGACACUGAUGGCGGUGGAUGGGUGGUGUUCCAGAGACGCAACAAUGGACAGAUGGACUUCAUGAAGCGCUGGAGACAGUACAUGGCUGGUUUUGGGAACAUGACUGAUGAAUUUUGGCUUGGACUGGACAAUAUCUAUGAGCUGACCAAUACUCCCACGCGGUACGAGCUGCGAGUGGACCUUGGUGUGGGUUCGGAGAAGGCCUAUGCUGUCUAUGACAACUUCAAGAUAGCCCCGGCUAAGCAGAAGUUCACGCUGACCAUCGGUGAAUACAGUGGAACAGCAGGCAAUGCCAUGAGCUACCAUCAAGGUCGCCCCUUCUCCACGGUUGACAAUGACAAUGACAUUGCUCUUGGUAACUGUGCCCUGACACAUCGUGGUGCAUGGUGGUACAAAAACUGUCACCUUGCCAACCUCAACGGCAAAUUCGGAGACAACAGACACAGCAUGGGUGUGAACUGGGAGCCAUGGAAGGGUCACCUGAUGUCUCUUGAUUUCACUGAGAUGAAGAUUCGGCCUGUGGGCACUGCCAGGAAGAGGAGGUCGCUUAGAAGCAGUACAGCUCCCAGAAAAUAGUCCCCCUGUUGAACUAAAGCAGUCAAUGGGAACCUCAUUACAAACCAGGCAAAGUAGCUAGAACCUCAAACCAGGAACAUCAAUCUAUCUCAAGAUUAUUGUAACUUACUUUAUGUUAACAUAUCAUAUGGCUGCAGCCAUAAACGUCUUUAUUUUUCAUAGGAUAUUUGUAUUAUAUUGGUUUAUUUCAUAUAUAUUAUGAACAAGUGAACUGCAACUUUCACUGUAUAGUGUUAUCACAUGGGCAAAGUAAAAGGAUUUCGUAUCUUGGCUCUGUCCUAAAGCGGCAUUCCUCGCAGACGUAGAUUCUUAGCAAAUGACCUCUGUCCUAUUGUACUGUAUAUGAUUACAUUUUAUAGGCUGGCUCCAUGGCAUAAAACAGUCUCCACAUUCAUAACACUGUCUGCUCCUAUUAUGCAUAAUCAGUUAGAUUACCCAAUGAUACCGUGUUUUUAGAAUAGUUAUACUGCUCUUGUUCACAUUCAUAUCAUAGCAUAGACCCUGACUCUCUGUUCUAAGUUCUGGUCUCUGGCCUACCCAGCCUACAGAGUUAGCUACAUUUCACAUUUCAGAUGUUUUGCAUAAGAAAUAGAAUGUAUGACAUGCUCCUUUGUAAGAUUGUAUUUUCAAGUGUGUAUUGUAAUUGUGUCGUUCCACGAAGAGUGCCUUUUGGGUCCCUUUGAUAUUUUAAGUAGAAAUUAAAAGCCUGCUAUAUUAAAUGAAGUGCCCUUUAAUAUAGACCACAUGGAGAAUUCAAUCAAUCGGAUUCCUAAAAUGAAUAUAGGCUUGCUAAAAUGCCAAAAUGCAGCAUUUUGACAUGUCCCUCCAUCAACCCUGUAUCACUUCUAGGAAGAUUUUAACCGACUUAAUCCCAAAAUGUCUCCAAGUUUUACCAUCAUUGUAAAGCCCUACUUAAAGUGUUGCUAUGACAGUCAUUUCUGACGCCUAUUAUGUAUUUCAUGUGAUUAGUGAUUAAUUUACAUCUGUCCCUCGUUUUAAGGUCAACACUUAUGUGAACUGAACAUGGUGAAACUAUUCCUUUUAAAAUAUUUCUUUUUGCAGAAGAAACAUUGAAUAUCGAAUAGUCAAAUCAUAGAGUAAAAGCUUUUAUUGGCCAUUUUCUGGUGUUUUGUGGUUUCAAGCAUAACAUGUCAACCUUUUUACCCACAGAUCGACAGGCUAUAAAUGUUUCAACAAGUUCA
Oncorhynchus gorbuscha (pink salmon) is the source of this 4727-nucleotide messenger RNA. Its product is annotated as tenascin-N-like. The record is from RefSeq and is a predicted model, not a curated record. The coding region runs from base 175 to 3525 and encodes 1116 amino acids. NCBI's taxonomy places the organism in Eukaryota, Metazoa, Chordata, Actinopteri, Salmoniformes, Salmonidae. Gene Ontology annotation, molecular function: protein binding. The transcript is spliced from 17 exons.